CCCUACUACCUCUAGUAUGUGAUAUAGUGAAAUAUAGUCUUGCUAUCCCUCCCCCUCUCUCCAUCCCUAGCUCUCACACUGCAGGACCCUCUUUGUGGGUCGCCUCUCCUCCCAGGGAGCUCCCCCUGCCCCACGCGUGUCCUCUCCUCUUUAGGAUACUCCCCUGACACGGUAACUGGGUGUCCCCUUCCUCCCCGCCCGCCAGCUCCUCUUCUCCUGGGCUGCUUUCCGUGAACUUGAUUCCUUGUUUUGCUGCAGUGUCAUUGUUAUUCCGCACUCGCCUGCUGACGUCACAGCACCCCCUCCUCUCAUGACGUCAUUCGGCCACCGCUUCUCUUUAUGAUGUACAAUUUCUCCAGUUUCUCCUCAGACACCUCCAAAGAAGCAGGAAGCCCGGACCCCCCGAGCUGCUGCUCCCCCACUGGAUCCCCGCCCCCCUUCUGUGACCACUUCAAGACCCCCACCAGGGACCGCGGGACCCCCGGGUGCACACAGUGCAUGAAAUUUAGAGCGGGACAUUGUGAUCACCUACCGCAGGACAUAUCGAGCCCGUAACCCCCUCCCCCUCUGCUCACCGUCUGCUGCCCCCAAAAAUCCCACAUACCCCAGCCUGCCCACCUACUGUUGCUCUGCCCCCCAUUACCCAUUGCCCACGCUCUGCUGCUCUCUGCCCCAGGAUUCCCUGAACCUCCCAGCCCACCCUGAAGGAUUUCCUAGUCCUGGUGCUGCUAGCCAUGUCUGAGAUCCUGCCCUACAGCGAGGAUAAGAUGGGCCACUAUGGCUCCGACACGGAGGUGGGGCAAAUAUCGUUCAGCUGUCGCCUCCAGGACACCAGCUCCUUUUUUGGGGGGAACCAGCAGAAAAGACCCCCAAAACUGGGGCAGAUUGGGCGAGCUAAAAGAGGUGAGGAGACUGGGGAUUUUUCAUAUAGGGGGUCUGUGCAGCAUGCCCACCCACCCACAAUGCUCCUACAGGGCUCUGUAUCCCCAUUUCAGUACAUCUAUUCUUAAACACCCCCAAUAUCUUCAGUUCUCAUUUUCCUUAUGGACCUUCCAUACCCUCUCCCAUACUGUGUGUGCAUGUAUAACCUCACUUGUCACCCUCUAUUCUGCACCUGUCUCGCUCCACCUCCCAAUCUUCUCCCCCUACCAUAUCUGCAUCCCUGUUUGCUCCCUCCCCAUUUAAAUCUCCAGGUCUCCAAGCAGCCCCCUUUCAUUCAUAACCACACUGCCAAUCUUCUCCACCUGUUUUCCCACCAUCUCCUUAUCUCUAAUCUCUAUCUUUCCUUCUUUUCUUUCUCUUUAGUUUAAAUCUGACAUUCAUCCAUAUAUUGCCUUCUUGUGCAACCAAAUAUUCUCAUCUAGUUUUUUGCCAUGUUGGGGGUGUGAGCUUGCAGGCUGCCCUUUGUUAUGGUGUAGAAAUCCACCUAUUGUCUGUGUCAUAUCAGUGGGUAAUGUUAACAGAUUCAUCCAUUUCAUUCAGAGCUGUAUAUUGGUAAACUCUAGUAUCCUGAUAGAUAGCUCAGUUUUAUUAACAGAGAGUAGAGGGUUUUGGGAGCUGUGCUCACUAUAAUGGUAGACAGCCAAUAGUAAUGUAUUAUGAGAUGGAUGCAAAGUGGUGUAUGGUUAGAUUUUUAGCUGCAUAGGUAUAGCUCCACAGCUACAUAUAGUCGGGCGACACAGAUAUAAACAACAACAAAAUAGCUCAAAACGGACCUGUGCAUGUUUACAGGUGGUAAAAUAAUGUGACAGUAGACCAGAUAUGCUCUAUACACUUAACUCGGUUUUCAAAACAAAAUGCGGUGGUUUUCAGACAAACACCGAAAUCAAGCCAUGUCCAUGAAUAAACCUGCGAUUUGCUCUAUAAAAAUACAAACUUAAAUAAAUAAAACAGUGUCCUAGGUAAAUAUAGCUGCAUAUAUAAAUACACAGGCAUGUGGUAGGGAUAUUCAUAGGGACAUGACUGCAAUUAUAGCACAAUAUAAUGGUAACACACACAUCCACACGUAUAUAUAUACAUAAAUAUAUACAAACAUUCAUAUUUUAUCUCACUUUCCGUAUGACUUUUAUAUAUUAUUUUUUUAAUUGCUCAGAUUAAAAAAAACAAAAACAUUUAUAUAGUUAUAUAAUUAUAUAUAUAUAUAUAUAAUUAUAUCUGAUAUAUAAUUGCCUUAGUAUAGGUGACCAAGCCAGCCUCACUAGUACACCAGAUUCACGGACAUUUAAAUGAACAUGUACCAUGACACACCAAUGCAGUCGUAUAUUUAAUUUAGUGUUUUAAUAAAUGUCUACCCACGUAAACAUGCUCAUCUAAGUGUUUAAAUUAAUAGUUAUAUGAACAGAUUAGGUGAGAAUAUAAACAAACCGAAUAAAACAAGCACAGGCAUUUAGUAAAAUAUGCAUAACAGACAAUUAUUAAUAUUAGGUGCUAUUGAAACCAAUGUACAUACGUGGACAUGUGUGUGUAGUUGAGCAAGUACCAUAUUUAGAACACAGAGUAUCUAGAUAAACAUUAAUAUAAACAAAGACACGUGCAUAGAAGUAUCAAUGCAUUCAUCAAUUAGGUUCUUACCUCUACAUACAUUAGUACUUUUGUGAAAGUACACUAUAUAAAUUAUUACAUGGACAAGCAUGGAUCUAUAUAUGGUGCUUAUUAUUAUUAUUGUUAUUAUUAUUAUUAUUAAUAUUAACUCCCCCAUGUUAACAGUUGCUGAUGGAUAAUACAUUCGUCAUAGGAAUAGAUGCACGUUACAAAUAAUAUCUCUACUUAUAAGCAUAUACUUGGUGAUUAUGUAUACAGAACAAUUCAGUGGCAAAGUUCUAACCGUGGAACACUCAGCAGGAACAUUCCAUUGGUUUUCAUGGUGAUUGUUUCACUUUUACAACUUUGACUAGAACCGUACUGUAUACAUAACACCAACAUUAUAUUAGUACACAGAGGCACACUGUGAUGGAUAUAUUCACACACUAGUGUAUACAUACAUGUGGCUUUUGUAUACACAUACACCAUGUGAUGUGACUAACGCAGUAGCCAUGUAGCACUUUAAGGGGAAAAACCACAACACACUCAUAGGUCCAAGUAAUCCUGUGCACUAUCCCAGUCCCUAUCCGUGUGCUCCUUAUUCUAAACAUAAUUUGCACACGGGAUAAGGCAUUCACAUGCACUGGAUCUGUCCAUGGUGCUGGGGUUGUAUAGGGUCCUGGGGUCGCCCUGCAUGGCAGCGUGCUGGAGCUGUCCAGGGUGCUGGAGCUGUCCAGGGUGCUGAUGUGGAGAGCUGGCCAGCUGGAAUAGGCUGUGAUGGAAUUUCAAUGCAGGGGUAGCAGUGUGCAGUGUCAUGCCAGUGUCUGCGCAUCUUGCAGCAGGAUUAGAAAUACAGAUCUACCAAGACACAGACACAUUGUAUGUUUUUUACAAGAUGGAGUGUAGAAAUCACUGCGCAUUCUGUAUCCUGUUUGUCCAGGGUCUUGGUGUCUGUGAUAAAUCGUCAGCAUAAUUUCAAUAACUAAGUGAAGCAAUGUGUUCAUAUUUAGGAAACAUAUUGUGUCUGUUUAAUGUGUUUGGCAUUAUGCACACUAUUAUCUCUCUAUAUUUCUUUCUUCAUUCAUAUUUAUAAAUAUAUAUAUAUAUAUACACAUACAUAUAUAUAUAUAUAUAUAUCUAUAUAUAUAUAUAUCUAUAUCGUAUAUAUAAUCUAAGUCUUGAUGAAGGUUCUAAAUGGGGAGUGAUCACCAUGGAAACCAAUGCUACUGCUGAUUCCUUCACAUUUAGAAUUUUGCCCCAGACUUGCUCCUUCUACACUCCCCUCAUUCUCGCCAUUUCACUUGCCAUAUUCACUCCUCAUUUCCCCCAAUUAACUUGUACACGUAGUCACUGAUUUGGUCUCCUGAUCCCAACAUCAUGUCUCUCCCUUUUCUCAGUGGUUAUUGAAGAUGACAGAAUAGACGAAGUGCUGAAGGGGGUGUCGGACAAGUCUCCCUCCGGAGUAUAAGGUGGAUAUGUUUGCUCUCCAACGCUCACUAUCCUCCCCGAUUUGUAAGCACUUUUGGCUGUGCAUGUUUGUGGACAUGGAGAAGAAGAAAAGGCUUUGAGGCUGCUGGCAAAUCUCCACCCUCCACCUUGAUCCAGAACCUCUGCAGGUCUCCUGUCGGUGCCAUCCGGUUCAUCACUCCACUAAGUCCCGGUUAAUGACCUCCAAAGUGGAGUUGUCCAUUUCAGCACCAUCAUUUAUCCCUUGUCACUGUUCUUCAUUCUGGGCUGUGGGGCAGUGAUAUGUUUCAGCCCAUGUUAAAGCCAACCCCAGAAAGUAGUGGUUGCUGAUCUUCUCAGCAUAUACCUGUGUGCCAAGAAGGUGCUUGUAGACUUGAGCACCAAGGAGUUUGCGUCUACCAACUCCAAACCUUGCCAGGUGCUGCCUCCUCCUCCUGCCUCUUAAUGUACCCCAGGGGGCUAUAGGUUGAUAGUUAUGCACUUUAUUUGGACAAUGUUCUGUGUCUAGUCAGUAGUAAUCUUUAGACAAGUAGACAAGUGGUCUAUCUUCCCUUUAUUCUAACUAAAAAUAUACACACACGUUUUAUAUAUAUAUAUAUAGAGAGAGAUAUAUAUAUAUAUAUAUAUAUAUAUAUAUAUAUAAAAUAAUUAGACACAUGCACACUUUGAAUUUUUCUUAAUAAUCCUAUGCCCACCCACCCUACUAUACCAGCAUCUCCUCAGCUUCAGAACAAUAACAGACUGGGCCCAUCCCAACCUGUCUCAUCUUGUCCUUCACAUUCAAGAUACCAGCAGGUCGGAAGCGGAGCAGCUGGAGGGAGUAGAGCAGACACAGGCCAUCCCUUUGCUGUCCAAACCCAAGCAAGAUAAAGACUUUAUUUGCACCAUCUCUUGCAUGAGCUUCCGAAUUCGUCCCGGAUUCCACCCCCUGUCCCCCUUUCCCUGCACGCUCCUUUUGAAGAGGACCCUUUACAUUUGUAUUUUUUAUAAACAGAUCUUUGUUAUUAAUAUAAAUUCUGAUACAUGCUGGUGACUGUGCAACAUCACAUCAGAGAUGCAGCCAUUUCCUGGUGCAGAAUAAGUGUAAACUGGCUGAAUGGCAGUCAUUAGGAGGUACCAUCACCAGGGGUUUCUAGAACAUGCUUAAACCACUUGUUAUGAACAUGCGAGAUCUUACUGUUAUAGUUGCUAAUAACACACUUGCCACCAUAUCAUGCUGUCUGCACUGGGUAUUCAAUACACAGUGAUAAGCUGCUUUUUUCAUGGGACACAUUACUCUUUAUUACAACUCAUAAGCCUUUCACCAUACUAUUGCCUGGCACAGUAUAGUAUAUGUGUAUAUGCACUGCUGUAGAUGCUUCUCUAUGAUAUAUAAAUAUGUUAUGUGCUGGCUUUAUUUUGAGUAGAUAUGUAGAAAUAGGCUGCAAAGAUUAUGCACAUAAAAAAAAAACCACACACAAAAAUUAUUUGUGUACAUAUAUUAUAUACACUACAUAUCAGACUAAUUUUCUAUAAUGUUUCCAGUACAAUAGAUAUGUGAUAUUUGCACAUUAUUAUUGUGUUCCCUUGCAUCCUUGCUUUGCUUCAUAUUCUAUCCUUUUAAACAUACAAUAAAAUACUGUAUAUUUUUUAUAUGAAUUUUUUCAGUGCUUGGCUGUAUUAUAUAUGUAUGUGGGCACGAGUGUCCAUCUGUGUGUACACCUGGGUGUGUAUAUGUCCAUGUACACACACACAUACAUAUGCAAACACAGGUGUUCAUACAUAAACAUUGUAUUUCUUUAUAGAAUGUCUAUGUCUUUUCUAAUCAGAUUGCAUAGAUAUCACCAGCAUUUUCACAUGUAGAAAUAUUUAUAUCAUUCCUUCUCCUUGGAUUUGCUCAUGGGAGGAGGGUAAAAGGUGGGAUGGAUUAAGGUUUACUUGAAGUUAAGAUGCAUACGUAUCACAUGCCCUGGUGGUGGCUCCUCCAUGCUCCAUCUAGAAUUGCUGGUGACCUGUGAGGAACAAAUGUUCUAAGCAACAUGCGAUAUUUGUGUCUUGGAAAUAUACUGCAAUUUGACCAUCGCUGGUGUCAGGAAUCCAUGCGGUCUCUAAAUGUGAGAUAACAGCUGUUUACCGCCUCUUUAUGGGACGUAAUAGUUGUGUUUUUAAUUUUGUACUUUUCUUUUUUGAAAAGCUUCUUAAAUCCUCUGCAUGGACUUAAGAUUCAACAAUAAUAUUAACAGUACUAAUAAUAUAUUCAUUUUCUGAUUCUAAUAAGGCGAUGCUGUGCCAUUCUGAGAAUGACUCAUUGUACAUUAUUACCAUUACCACUGUAUUUGGUGACUAAAUAAAUAAACUUAAUAAUCACCAGCAGGGCUGUAAAUGCUUCUUUUCUCCUAGGAACUAUACCAAAUGUACUUACUAGAGGUUUUACAAAUUGACACAGUGGAUUAUUUGUGUAUUUUGCAAAGUAAUAAAUAAUAAUAAGCUAACCUUAGUUAUUUGUCAUGCAGAGUGUAGCCAAUUGGUGACAUCCCAACUCUUUAACUAAAUACGAAAAAGGGAAAAAAU
Pelobates cultripes (western spadefoot toad) is the source of this 6537-nucleotide messenger RNA. NCBI's taxonomy places the organism in Eukaryota, Metazoa, Chordata, Amphibia, Anura, Pelobatidae. The record is from the annotation of a GenBank genome assembly.